Messenger RNA from Mesorhabditis belari, 2880 nucleotides. NCBI's taxonomy places the organism in Eukaryota, Metazoa, Nematoda, Chromadorea, Rhabditida, Rhabditidae. The record is from the annotation of a GenBank genome assembly.
AUGUCAGACGAAGCUGAGGAGCAGCUAGCCGAACCGAUCGAAGAGGAUGAAGAAGUGAGUGCACAACCAGCAGAAGAAGAUCGAACUGAAGACCAGGUACCGGACAUUACUUCAGCUGAGGGGUUCGACCCAAUGACGACGAGUAUGGAUGGAAUUGAAGAGUUGCCACAAGCUGAGGAAACUCAGGAAGGUCUCGAUUCAGUAAAAGAAGAACCAGAAGAAGAAUUCCAUGAUGCAGAUGAAGGAGGAGAAGUACCCGAGGAAGAAGAGAUUCCUCAAGAAGAUGAGGUAGUGGAGGCCGAACCAAUCGACGAAGGUGCGCCUACAGAAGAAGAGCCACCAGCAGAGGAAGAACCCCCAGCAGAGGAAGAACCCCCAGCAGAGGAAGAACCCCCAGCAGAGGAAGAACCCCCAGCAGAGGAAGAACCCCCAGCAGAGGAAGAACCACCUGCUGAGGAAGAACCACCAGCCGAAGAACCCAUCGCUGAAGAAGCCCCGGCCGAAGAACCGCCCGCUGAAGAAAUUCCAGCUGAGGAGCCCGUAGCAGAAGAAGAGCCACCAGCAGAGGAAGCACCCGUUGAAGAGGAGCCACCAGCUGAAGAAACGGUCGAAGAAGUGCCUGUUGAAGAAACCCCCGUCGAAGAGCCUCCGGCAGAAGAAGCGCCAGUUGAAGAAGAAGCACCUGUUGAGGAACCACCAACUGAAGAAGAACAACCAGCUGAGGAGCCGCCAGCUGAAGAGGAGCCAGCUGCGGAACCAGAAGCCGAGCCUGAGGCUGUGAUGGAGGAGGUUGUCGUCGAAGAGGAAGCUCCACCAGCUGAAGAAGAACCACCUGCGGAUGAAGCACCUGCCGAGGAACCCGUUGCCGAAGAGCCACCAGCAGAAGAAGUCCCUGCUGAAGAGCCACAAGCUGAUACUCAAGAAUUUAACUUUGAAGAACCGCCACCAGUUGAUGAUGCCGCGGCUGAAGAACCAACAAGCCCCCUCAAAUCGCCAAAAAAGAAGAAGAAGAAGGCCAAGAUUGCCGAACCAGAAGUAGAGGCUGAACCAGAGCCGGUUGCUGAAGAAGCCCCACCUGCUGAAGAAGCUCCAGCAGAGGAGCCACCAACUGAGGAAUUUGUCGAUGCUUCCCCACAAGAGGAACCACAAGAAGUUGUUGAAGAGGUUCCUGCUCCCGAGUCGGCGCAAGUUGCAGAAACUGCCCCUGAGGAAGCCAAGGCUCCAAGCCCUGUGCCUGAGAGAGAAGCAACUCCACCAACUCGAGCUGCUCGUCGUGCAUCUCCAUCUCCACCACCACGACGAGAGCCCCGAGCACCUGUUGCUCAAUCAUAUGAUGAUUAUGAUAAAGAUUCUCAUCGCAAAAUUCCCCCACCACGUGACCCUGUUUCUGAAUCGUUCUCUUCAUGGACUCCAGCUGAUAGUGGAAAGAAAUAUCAGUCAAUCUCGAAUUACGCCGGUGAUAGCUCAGCUAAAUACAGCAGUGGAUAUACAUCAUCAUAUACUCCAUCAUCCAACUCCUACACAAAGACUUUUGAUGACUAUGUGAGCACCGGUCCUUUCUCGAACGCUCUCUAUUCGACUUCUCGUCUUGUUUCCCGUUCCCGUUCUCGUACCCGUGAACGACGCAACUCUCGACGAGUCCAACGAUCAUCAUCAAACUAUUAUCGAUCUAUGUUCAACUCAACCACUCUGCCAUCACCUGCUCCAAUGCAUUCUCGUGAAUAUUCUCAACCACCACCAUCAGCUGUUAUUCGUGCACCUGGACGAUCAACUUCUUUUGCUUCGUUCAUCGAUUAUGCCGGACAAAAGAAUUAUGAGAUUCAACGAACCAAUUCAAUGGUCGCCGAUUCAGCCAAUGCUCUCUCACGUUCCAGCUCUCGCGGCAAUGUGGAUUUGUACCUAGGUGGUGGACGACUUUCGCGAGUUGACAGUUUCGUUUCCCAUAUGGAAACUCCAUAUGAGAGUUAUCAACCAGCCACUUAUGAACGAGUUCGCUCAAGCUCUGUCUCUCGACCGAUUGGAUAUUCUGCGUACACUUCAACUCCUCUCUAUCUUGAUUCGGACGCUGUUCAUCGGCAUUCUCGUUACGACAGUACACCAAUCGGAGUUCGUAGCUUGUACGAGAACCGUAUCGGCCACUUGGAGAGGAGCCUUUCACGGGAAAGAAUUAAUAAAGAUCGGUUGCGUUCGCAGUAUCAGGACUUGAGCUCAAAAUUGGAUCAAGCUUGUCGUCAGAUGUCUCUUUUGAGGACUGGAUCAUAUACACAGAUGCCUCGUUCAUCUGUUUUCUCGCAUAUAGGAGCUACGGAGGAGCGGGUCGAGCGCCGACCCCUUCGCCCGUCCUUAGAGCGAACUAUCGUGUCCCGGUCUCGUGGUACGCCGGUUACUAGUCGACGCGAAACUAUCGAAAGAUGGCGUCUCGACAACGUGAUGUAUGGUGGUUUAUACAGUAGAAAUUCGUAUGCUUCACAAAAUUUCUCUUUGCUUGCUCAUCCUCCAUUUUCUUCUUAUUACCCUCCUUAUACUCCCCCAACAACAGGAGUGGAAAGAUCAGCUCGUUAUAUGCCCUCUACUUCUUCAAUCUACACGCAUAGUCCCCGCUAUGGUGCCUCGUUUCGUCAUUCUCCUCAUGUGAGUCGUGUUCCACCACGCGAUGAUGAGAUGCGCCAAUUAAUGAAUCGUUAUUUGUUAGGGACAUCAACUCAUCGUUCUCCUUCUCGUUUUAUCCCUGCUUCUUCUACUUUGAAUUCUUCACAAUCAACCCCUUCAAAAGCUUCUAGAUUUAUGCUCUUUAUAAAGAGGACGACGUUCUCCGUUUGGAUGCCGAGUGUGCCAGGGAACAAUCCACAUCCAAAGAGUGACAUUCAAGGCAAGUCUGUC